CCCAGGAUUAAAUCAAGACUGCAUGGCACUGAGAUUUGCUUCAAAACCGAACAAAACAACUGACAACUUUGAGGUUUGAACUGAGUAAUGAACUUUUAUGUGCUCUCCUGGCUGCUGUUCUUUUUCCUGGCUCCCGGGGGUUGUCCCAUAUACAGCAUCGACCUGGCCACUUUGGAGGUGCCCACCAACGAUUUCCAGAACGAACUGACCCUGCAAUCGAUGCUCAGCUCGGAGCUAAGGGCCUACCGCAAUGGCCUCAACGGGAGGAUCGAUGGGGAGGAGAAGCACAAGGCAGAAGAUCCUCCCAGGAGUUACCAACAACUCAAGGAUCUUUUGCCCAAGGAGCUGCAAAAGGCAACGCGGAGUGCCGUUGAAACAGAGGCUUUUCUGGGCACAAAUCUCUUUGGCAACUACCGCAAGAAUUGCUUUUCUACAGAAGACAUUGCCCUGAUUUCCGCCCGCAAGGACUUUGAGUUGCUGGUGCCCAAAUCCUUUCCCCAGUGCCUGCUCACCGACAGCGUGGUGCACAUGCUCAUCCGGUACUUCAAUACUGUCAAUCAGAUUGUCAAGAAAAUGUCGGACGAGGAUACGCGAAUGAUCCUUCAGCGGGCUUUCUACGAUGCCCUGGGUGGCUACCUUCGGUAUUAUCUAGUGCCCAUGGCCCAGGUUUCCUACUACGCCGGACGCAUUAAACUGAGCACCGUGGAGCGCCUGGUGACCAUCUAUCGGCAGUGCCGAACUACCCUGAAUACCAAUGGAAAUGGCUGGCGAACGCCGAACAAGGAUAUAAUGUCUCAGUUUAAGGGGACGAAGAUUGAACCUGUUUAUCUGCCCAAGAGCUGUCAGUCGCAGGAGGAUGCCUCCAGUUGUGCCCAGUUGGAUCAAAGCUGCAUCUCCCAGGAACCGGAUCAGGGAACGAUGAUUGUGCCAAUGCCACGUUUGGAGACCCCUGAUGAGCAUGGCAUGCUGACCAAUAUCUACCUGGCCUUUCGAAAGCGACGCAUCUACAAUCUUCGCUCUCCCCGAUCCGCCAAUGUCCUGGUGAGAUUCUUUCAAACCCUCACCAGCUGCUAUCGAUUUCAGGGUGUCAGUCAGGUGAACUAUAAUCGCCAGUUGCUCGCCUGGAUAAGGGAGAAUCUGCAGAUGCACUAUGCUGAUGAGGUUUUCUACCCGGGACUGGGGGGGAUUCUGCAGGUUCAAGAGAGGAUUGUGAUGCAGGAAAAGAAUCCGGAGGAGGAAGCCCGGGAAUCCCGUUCAUCUUUUGAAAAGAUUGAACAAACGGGAGGUUCUCCCCCUUCAAAAGAAGACUCUCGGAAGCUGAGUCGCUCGGCCAUCCACUGGCAGGAGGCUCCCGAUCAACAGCAGGAUCCAGAUGAGCAGGACGAUCACCACGACGAGUGGCUCACUGGACUGGAGAAGGUUCACACUCGUCAGGAUGAACUGGAGGAGUGCCGGGAGUGCGACAACGAUGACACCUUGAUCUGGUGCAUUGCCGCCUUUCUGGCUCUGCUCCUGCUCCUCAUCCUCCUCAUCAUUUGCUGUUGCAUGCGAAGGGGCAAGAAGAAAAAGAGGGUAGUUCCUGCUCCUGAUGCAGAGGCUCCUCCGCCCGUAGAAAAAAAGAAAAAACUCAGGGAGCCUUUGGUAGUAACUGAGCCAGUAAAAGAAGCCAAGAAAGACGAAAAGGGGGAACCCGAAGACGAUCACCGAUAUUAUUACUCUGGAUCUGGUCGCUCAACCUCUCAAAGAUCGGUUCAAAAUGAUCGUUAUCCGGAGAAUCCUGAGCUGGAUUCCUACACCUCCACCUCCUCGCUUGGCUGCCAGUUCAAAAGAAAGUGCGUGCCCCUCAAGUUUAGUCGGACCAAAGGAGCGGACUACUACCAACCAGACAAAAGUAGGGAUGCGGUGGCUAAGCCGGAUUCCGCCUUCAAGCUUUUCUCCGAGGAUUCCUCCGCGCACAGAGCUUCUAGGGUUCCGGGUAAACCCACCUUGAAGACUACUCCAUCUGCCAUUCCCUCCUCCGAAAGCGAUCUGGUCGCCAUGGACAAGGAUAGAAGGAGACAGAAGCCUUCCAGGCAAGAGGAAAAGCGAAAGAGGCACAAGGAGACCGAGACCAGCCGGAAAAAAGAGAACAAAUCCUCAGAAGAAAGCAGAAAGCCGUCAUCAUCGGAAAAACGAAGGACCAAACAAGUGAGGAUUGUAUCGGACAACGAAUCUUCGGAUGAUCCUCUCCUGCACAGGAAAAAGUCUACAGAGAAGGCGGUACCCACGACGGGUCGACUAAGAGGCGGCACUGAGUCGAUAAGGGAUUCCCCGAGCUGGGAAACGACCUUUGACGAUAUCUAA
This is a messenger RNA of Drosophila takahashii, 2343 nucleotides long. RefSeq lists its product as uncharacterized. Lineage: Eukaryota; Metazoa; Arthropoda; Insecta; Diptera; Drosophilidae. The record is from RefSeq and is a predicted model, not a curated record.